UUCAGAUACACCCAAAAUGGUUUACUGCAUACCCUAGAUAGGAACCGGAGGAUUAAAACUCAUCCUGAGAAAUUUCAGGAGGCAGAUGAAAAGUUUGACAUCCUCAUAACAUGUGAGGAACGGGUUUACGAUCAAGUUCUAGAAUAUAUGGAAAAUAAAACGCCAAUCGACAACUCAAUAGUUCAUGUUAUCAAUAUUGAUAUUCAAGAUAACUUGGAAGAAGCCACCAUUGGAGCCUUUUUAAUCAGCGAUAUGUGUCUUAUGAUGGCGAAAGCUGAAGAUCUAGACAAUGAUAUUGAAGAAGUCCUUCACAAUUUUGAAGAAAGGUGUCAGCGAUCGAUUUUACAUAGCAUUGUUUUUAACUGAAUUUUAGGUUUAGACAAAUAAUUUUAUUGAUAUAAACGAUGUGGGGCAAGUGUAAACUUGUGAAUGAAUAAAAGGUUUGAAUGUUUAUUAUUAUAUAACUAGACUUGAGUGAAAUAAAGUAUAUUUUGUAUUGUAUUAACUUAGCUUUUCGUAUUAUUUUUCGAUGGUCAACAAAUGUAAUUAUAAUUAUGAUUUUUGACUGACGAACUCGAGUGUAUCGUAUCUGUUAUACAACUACUGACACUAUCUUCAAAAAUAAAUCAAUAUAAUUAUU
Leptinotarsa decemlineata (Colorado potato beetle) is the source of this 640-nucleotide messenger RNA. RefSeq names its product Ssu72 CTD phosphatase (gene Ssu72). The record is from RefSeq and is a predicted model, not a curated record. Gene Ontology annotation, cellular component: nucleus. Lineage: Eukaryota; Metazoa; Arthropoda; Insecta; Coleoptera; Chrysomelidae. Gene Ontology annotation, biological process: mRNA processing. Gene Ontology annotation, molecular function: phosphoprotein phosphatase activity.